Paramecium pentaurelia is the source of this 974-nucleotide messenger RNA. The record is from the annotation of a GenBank genome assembly. NCBI's taxonomy places the organism in Eukaryota, Ciliophora, Oligohymenophorea, Peniculida, Parameciidae.
AUGAGUGCUUUGAAAGCAAUCGUUACUUUAGACACAGGUGAUAAACCUGAAUACAUUCAUAUUUAUGAAGGAGAUGAUAUUGAGAUGCUUGCAGAAUUCUUUUGUGAUAGACACAAUAUUCAAGAGGAUGGCAAAUAAUUUAUAAUUGAUCAUAUAAAAGAUCAACUAAAAUUAUAAGAAAAGCAAAUUAGAUAGAAAUUUGUACCUUAAACAAAUUCAUUGAAAUAAUGUUAAUCAUAAGCUAUUAUUUAUAAACCUGCAUAAGUUAGUAAAUAAUUUAAGCAAUUAAUUUAGAAAAAAAUGAUUAUGAAGAAUUACAUAAUACAGUUUGGGCUUAGAUUUAAAAGAAACCAUCAACUACAUAAUUACAUUAGCGAAAUACUAGCAAUUUUAUAAGUUAAGGUUAAAAAUCAUAGGGAAAUUUAUUAUUAAAAAAAAAUGAAUUGAAGAAUGCCAAAUGUAUAACUGAUAUAGAAUAAAAUAAAGAUUGUAAAUAAUAACCUAAGAGAUCAAGAUAAGAAUAAAUUGAUUUUGCUAAUAGAUUGAUAUCCUAAAAAAAUGUAUCAGAAAAAAGAUUAUAGAAAUUAAGAAUAGAAUCAAAUUCACCUAUUAGUCAUGAUUUUAGACCAAAAGUAACAAAAGAUAAUAUCUAUAAAAAAGUAAGCAAAAAAAUUGAUUAAGAAGAUUAUGAAUUAGCAUAAAUGAUAGGAAUACCUUAAAGAAAAAAGAUUUUUGAGUUUGCAUAAUAAAAGAUAAAAUAUAAAUAGGAUCAAGAUAUUUUGAAGAGAAUAUUUAAUCAACUUGAUAAUGAUAAAGAUGGUUAAAUAUCAACUAAUUUUAUAAAUUUAGAUAUUGAUCAUUAAAUUUUAGAAAAAAUCAAACCAGUUUUAUGUCAUAUGGAAGCUUAACAUUUAAUAUUAGAUUUUGAUUCAUUUUCUAAUUUAAUGAAAUCUUUUUAAAUUUUGAUUUAUUGA